Molecule: messenger RNA, 8721 nt
Organism: Mus musculus (house mouse)
Lineage: Eukaryota; Metazoa; Chordata; Mammalia; Rodentia; Muridae
Gene: Ro60
Product: Ro60, Y RNA binding protein
Exons: 9
Coding region: 153-1769 (538 amino acids)
Biological process (GO): cellular response to interferon-alpha; regulation of gene expression
Cellular component (GO): cytoplasm; cytosol; ribonucleoprotein complex
Molecular function (GO): RNA binding
Source: RefSeq, marked validated
UCGAGACGGGGCGGGGCGGGGCUCGCUCCGACCCGAACCUGGAGCUGUCCUCGCCCUUUCGGGCCGCCUCCUAUUCCUGGUGCGACGCAGGCUUUCUGUAGGCGCCGCGGGUCCUGAGCAUCACCUUCCAGGUUCCCCAAGAAACAAGGAACAUGGAAGGAUCUGCAAACCAGUUGCAGCCACUGAGUGAGACUCAAGUAGUUAACUCAGAGGGCGGCUGUGUAUGGCAGGUCACCGACAUGAACCGGCUGCGCCGCUUCUUGUGUUUUGGCUCUGAAGGUGGCACGUACUAUAUCAAAGAACAGAAGCUGGGCCUUGAGAAUGCUGAAGCCUUAAUUAGACUGAUUGAAGACGGCAGAGGAUGUGAAGUGAUCCAGGAAAUCAAGUCCUUUAGUCAGGAAGGCAGGACUGCCAAACAAGAGCCACUGCUGUUUGCACUGGCCGUUUGUUCCCAGUGUGCGGACAUAAACACAAAGCAAGCAGCCUUUAAAGCUGUCCCUGAAGUGUGUCGCAUUCCGACCCACCUCUUCACUUUUAUCCAGUUUAAGAAAGACCUGAAGGAGAGCAUGAAGUGUGGCAUGUGGGGUCGCGCCCUCCGGAAGGCAGUGGCAGACUGGUACAAUGAAAAAGGCGGCAUGGCCGUGGCGCUGGUGGUUACAAAGUAUAAACAACGAAACGGCUGGUCUCACAAAGAUCUCCUCCGACUGUCCCACCUUAAGCCUUCCAGUGAAGGACUUGCUAUUGUGACCAAGUAUAUCACAAAGGGCUGGAAAGAAGUCCAUGAAGAGUAUAAAGAAAAGGCGCUUUCUGUGGAGGCUGAGAAGCUGCUCAAGUACCUGGAGGCUGUGGAGAAAGUGAAGCGCACGAAAGACGACCUGGAAGUCAUUCAUCUGAUUGAAGAGCAUCAGUUAGUUAGGGAACACCUGCUGACAAAUCACUUGAAGUCUAAAGAGGUAUGGAAGGCUUUGUUACAGGAAAUGCCCCUUACUGCGCUCCUGAGGAACCUGGGAAAGAUGACUGCUAAUUCAGUGCUUGAACCAGGAAACUCUGAAGUAUCUUUAAUAUGUGAAAAACUGAGCAAUGAAAAGCUGCUCAAAAAGGCUCGUAUACAUCCAUUUCAUGUUUUAAUUGCAUUAGAGACCUACAGAGCAGGCCACGGGCUCAGAGGGAAACUGAAGUGGAUUCCAGAUAAAGACAUCUUGCAAGCCUUAGAUGCUGCUUUUUAUACAACAUUUAAGACUGUUGAACCAACUGGGAAGCGCUUCUUGCUCGCUGUUGACGUCAGUGCCUCUAUGAACCAGAGAGCCUUGGGUAGUGUACUCAAUGCUAGUACUGUUGCCGCAGCAAUGUGCAUGGUGGUUACACGGACAGAAAAAGAGUCUUCGGUGGUUGCUUUUGCCUGUGAUAUGGUUCCGUUUCCAGUGACUACAGACAUGACAUUACAGCAGGUUUUAACGGCUAUGAAUAAAGUUCCAGCAGGCAACACGGAUUGCUCUCUCCCAAUGAUCUGGGCCCAGAAAACAGACACAGCCGCAGAUGUCUUCGUUGUGUUUACUGAUAAUGAGACCUUUGCAGGGCAGGUGCAUCCUGCUGUUGCCCUGAGAGAGUACCGAAAGAAAAUGGAUAUUCCUGCUAAAUUGAUUGUUUGUGGGAUGACAUCAAAUGGCUUUACCAUUGCAGACCCAGACGAUAGAGGCAUGUUGGAUAUGUGCGGCUUUGAUACUGCAGCUCUGGAUGUAAUUCGGAAUUUCACAUUGGAUGUCAUUUAACCCUGAGUACCAGAAUGAUCUGAGAGGGGCACUGCUGUAGUGGUUUUCAUUGAAAAUACACAGCCACUUCCCUGCUAGACACAGUAGUGAGAAAUGUCAUCAGUAUGUGCAUGAUAGAAAUGCACUUUGGCAAGAACAGGAGAAGACAGAAGGAAGGAGACAAAAGUUGAGCCCAAAGGUGCAUGUACUCAGCUAGCUCUUGAGAAGUCUUCAGGAUACUGUAGCUUCCUCUGUAGAGAACUUCGUUUUAAUAGACACUGUACAAUAGUGGUGUUUUACUUCACUGAAUCACACCUUUGUUCUGAAAGUGUGAUACAGAGUAUAAGUAGCCUCACAUCAUGUCACUUGUAUGAGAAGUGUUUCUUUUCUUAAAUGUCUUCAUUGGAAAACGACAGUUUUAAUAAUGUCCAAAUACUCUGAGGUGCACUAGACCAUGUGACUGUGAUGGAAAUGAACCUCACCAGGUAAAUUUUUAUACAAAGGGGUUUAAAAAAAAAGACAUUUGGUUAAACUAAAUUAUGAAUGAAUUUUACAAAUUCAGAGUUUUCUAAGAUCAUAUGAACAACAGCUUUCUUAUUCAAUGAAAAAGAUGUUUUCCUUCAGAUGUUUCAUUUGUACUUGUUAGGAUUUGUUACUAUUUGGGCAAAACAGGGUGGAAAUCCCUAAGGGACUUGUUGAGUUUAUAUAGGCUGAGGAAUUUGCUUUGUAGCCUUGUGUUGGCUGAACAACAACAGUGUAUCAUGUACUUCCGCUUUCCUGGGUGUUUCAUGUAUGUAACUCCCCUGUCCAUAAUCCUGACAGUGUAACAAUUAAAACUCUACUGUAAAGACAUAGAUUUUCUGUACCCCUAAAAUACCUUUAACUAAUUUUCAUAUUUUUCUAAUAUUUAGUCUGAAGUCUUUCAUAUUUUUGCCCCCUAUGCAUUUUGUGUCUAGUUUCUUUUUUGAUAGAGUAGAGAAAUAAUACAGCAAGCUAGAUCCUUCUAGUUCAAAGGCAAUUUUAGAGUAGCCAUAUCAACCAAUCAGUGUAUGUAGAAAAUCUAAGAACUGAUUUUGUACAAAUUAAACUUCCUUUUCACCAUAUUAAAAUACAUUCUUUUCUUGAGCAAUUACAUGUUUUCACUGGGAAGCUUAGCAUGAGAAUGGCCUAUUGAAACACCAGUAGUUUUUCUCUUGAUUCAGUAAUGGUAUCUAAGGUAGUUUAUACUAAAACGCUAAUUUUUAUGUAUUACUCUUUAAAUAUUAAAGGUUUACUGGGGGCUUAUAAACCCUUUCAAAACUAGUAUGUGUAGGUUACAUAACCUUUUAAGUGUUUAGGGGAGUGAAGUUCUUUUAUUUGGGAGAGAAAGGGGCUUUGCUAGUGUGAGGAUUUAUGUACAUAUUUUCUUUCCUAAGAAAUUUAGUCUCAGAGAAUAAGAAAAUGUUCCCUUCAGAUGAUUUGAGUUAAUGAAGUUUCAUAUGUAGCCAUUCCUCCUGACAGUAACAAAUUUUCAGUGUUAUUAGCAAAGAUAGUAUCAGCUCCAGUUCUAAACACCAUUGCUUCUGAUGCUGUUCUGGCUUGACCACUGUCACAUCUUAACUAAUUCUGAUACAUUAAAGUUUCAUGUUCAAGUUGAAUUUAAAGCUUUAAACCCUAGUAAUUACAUGAGAUCUAUUGAAUUCUUUAAACCCAGGAUCUAAGUUUUAAUAUGAUCUAACUUAUUAUGAAAUUUACAUGCCAUAUUAUAUAAAAGCUUUUUUCUUAUUUUUAAUGCUACUUAGAUAAUGCUUUUAGGCAAGCAGAGUAUAUCUAGGAGCUAGUAUUUAACCCAUAAGGGAAAUAAGGGUCACCUCCCGGCAGCCCUCCUACAGUAUAGGUAAACCUAAUUAAAGAGAUUAAAAUUGAAUACAGAGGCCAAGUGUGGUGAUGCAUGCCUUUAUUCCUGGGAAACAGAGGCAGGUAGAUCUCUUAAGUUAGAGGCCAGCCUGCUCUACAUAGUGAAUUCCAGACCAGCCAGGGCUACAUAGUGAGACCCUGUCUCCAAAAAGAAAAAAAGGUUUAAGAGGCAGAGGCAGGCAUUUUUCUGAGUUCAAGGCCAGCCUGGUCUACAAAGUGAGUUCCAGGACAGCCAGAGCUAUACAGAGAAACCCUGCCUCAAAAAACCAUUAAAAAAAAAAAAAAAAAAAAAAAAGUCCCAACAGAUAGAAAUCUUAUCUUCAAAUUGCAAAACUUCAGAGUAGAAAGAAAAUUUAGAAAAAAAUGUAUUUGAUUGAUAACCAGAAACCAGUCUGGAUCUUCUGGAUGUGUGUGUGAUGGUUAUUUUGUUUUGUUUUGUUUUGUUUUGUGACAGGGUCUCUCUCCAUAGACAUAGUCCUGGCUAUUCUAGAGCUCACUGUGUAGACCAGGCUGGCCUUGAACAGAGAGCCUCCUGCCUCUGCCUCCCAAGUGCUAGGGCUAAAGGUGUGCAACACUAUGCCCAGGGUAAGGCUGGAUGGUUUUGGAGAGGGGUCUGCCUCUCUACUCAGCAUUCUGGCUUUUAGUCUCUCAUCCAUGGGACAUGUUGACUUUGUAAGAGAAACAGUAGAAUUAUGAAGCCUUUUACCUAAUUUAGACGUUAGGAAUUGAUUAGGAAUUGAUGAUAUGCAUGAUUACUUUAGGAACCUGUGAAUGUGUGUGAUUUGUUUGUUUGUUUUGAUUUGGAGUAAUUCUCAAACACAAUUAUGUCUCUGCAGCCUAUGUUGCUAUGGAAUCUAGCCACAUAGCAAGGCAUUAUUACCUCAUUAAGCAUAGGAUACCCUCAAGUGGUAAACAAGUUUUCUUUUCCAAAUUACCACUAGGGUGACUCUUAAGUAAAUAGUACGGAAAAUACUGCUUUAAAAAGCAAUCUUAAGAAAAGUAAAUGUUAUUUCCUAGAUACUAUGUAAAUAUUUCUAGGAUUUAGUUGUUACUAAUAACACAAAACACUAAUCUUUUCAUCUCACUGUUUUUGAUUAGUGGAUAGUCCACGUAUUAAAACUGUUACUUAGUAACUGUUUUCAGGGUGUGUUAGGAAGGGAUAUGCUAGUAAGUAGAACUACUCCAUCCUUUGGAGCUUCUUGGUUUUUUUUUCAUGUGCUGUGUCAUUAUGAACAACCAGUUCAACAUAUGUGGUAAAAUUCUGCUCUCCUACAAAUUCAUGUAUCUUAGUCUCAGAUCAUAGAAGAACAAGCUGUUUAAUAUUUACCGAAUAUUGAGAAUGGAAAAGAGGCCUUUCAUUACAAGUCCAAACUUCAUUUUUAAUUAUAAACACUAAGAUGUCCUUAUCCCUGAUAAAAAGGAUAUAUAAAAAAAUAUAUUUAAAAAAAAAGAAAGCAAAGCUCAUAGUCAAACUAGGACCAUGCUAUUACUCUUACUAUUACUAGCUUAUCUAUUACUUCCUUACAUAUUACUUUAUUUGAAUAACAAUAAGUCUACAGCAGACAAACUGACAGGUUGCUUCUCACUUUCCUAGACUUCGACAAGAAAAAUUAUACCAAUGUAAAUGUAAGAAUCUAAUGAUCUUUAGAAGCACAGGAAGUGUACAUCUAAGCAGGAAAUGAAAGCUAAAUCAUUGUAAAUUCUUUGAGUUAUUUUCCUGUGACCUAAACAUUUUGUCCCAAGGCAAGCAAGAUAGUCAUCGUGGGUAAAGACACUCACCACCAAGUUUGAUGAAUGGUUCCCAGUCCCUGGACCCCACAAGGUAGGAGGAGAAACCAGUUCCUGCCGGUUGUCCUCUGUGCCAUGGCGUGCAUGGGCGUGCAUGGGCGUGUAAAAGUGAAAAGAAGUGCUGCUACAGAUUUGGUCUGUGUUGUUGUGUGGUGUGCUUGUAGUCAAAGUAACUCAAGAUGCAAAAUCGUCUUGGAUUCCAUUGGUUUUGUUAGGGUACAAGUUGUCAUCUUAGAGAAAUGUCACACAGCCAGAAGGAAGGAUCAGCAAAGAUGACAGGUUCUUUGUGAGACAAGCCGGUGUUUAACUCAGAAGUUAUUGUGUUCUCUUGAUACCUGCUCCAUCAUCUCUUCUUCCAUGGAAGAUUACUUCUCGCCCAUUUUUCUCUUUUGCAAAGUCUUCUCCCAUUUUUGCCUUUUAUUCCUGUUUGAUCCAGUUGGGUAAUAAAUUGCAGGACCAGAAAAUCAUCCACAGUCAGGUUUGGGGCGAAUCUACUGCAGGUUGUUUUUUUGUUUUAUAUAAAUUUAAGAGUAUAUUUUUCAGAGUUGGAGAGAUGGCUCACUGGUUAAAAGCCCUGAGGGCCCAGGUUCAAUUCCCAGCACCCACAUGGCAGCUCACAACUCUCUGUAACUCCAGUUCUGGGAAUCCUACACCAUCACAGAGACAUACAUGCAAGCAAAACACCAAUGUACAUAAAAAAAAAUAAUAAUAAAUAAUUCAUUUUUAAAAAUGUUUUCCAAAUUACUGAAGUAAUAUCCGGAUUGAUAUGUUCUUUGCCCAAAUCAAGUCAUGUUGUAGAUAUUCCAGAAAUGUUAUAGCCAUUCAAUAAGACCAGAAUCUGUAUAAUCACUGAUAAACACUGAAAAGAGAACUGUUAUACUAUAUAUGCAAUCUAAUUGACCGCAAUUUCAGAAAGUGACACAUAUAUCCUCUCAGUUCUAUAAUUACACUCCUAGUUUACAAAGUCUUUCAACUGAGUGUCUGUCCAUGCAUGCACACAUACAUGUACACUGAACUUACAAAAAGCCUUAUAAUGACUUACGUUGACAUUCACUAUCUUACUGGUAACUAUUUACUCUUUUGAAAAAAAUCACUAUGAAAUUUAAAGUUGAUUUGAAAAUAUUUUCAUAUAGAAAACUAAUAAUGUAACUAAGAAUGCUAUUUGAAUAACAUAACAGAUGACACAGUUUUCCUAAACCCUAAAAGUAACAAGAUAUAUUAGAAAAAAAGGGAAAAUCAAUGAGAUUCUAUUCCUAGAAUUGUGAUUAUUUCCACUCAGCAUUUGUAAAUAUAAUGAAGAUAUACAAAAGCUGUUUCAUAUCCUUCAGGGAUAUGUUUGCCUUUCUACUUUAUCCCUGCCUUUAAUCAUCAGAACUUUGUGAACACAGGUGAACUUUCAUUUUAAAAUGUUUGAACUUCUGUACCUUGUAUAAGUUAGCAGAAUCUGGAUUAAAAAAAAAAAGAAACUAAAUUAAUUUCAUUUCUGCUGGUUUCACUUUACUGUAUAUUUGUAUUAUUAAAAGUAGGGUUAAUAUUGUUGACUAUGCGUAACUGCUAAAUUAUAUCAGUGAAAUCAUUACAUUGAAACUGUAUCCAAAUGAUUUCUCAGGCUUUGUUUGAAGUGUAAACUCCAGCCCCAUUAUGACCAAAUUAGACUUAAAGAUAGUGAAUGAAUACUAAUGAAGAAAGCUGCUCUUGUUGCACUGUUCUAAAUAAUAGAAUAUAUAUUUGGUAUGGUUGGUGAAAUAGCUUUUGUUAUUAUUUAAGUUACAAUUUCUUAUUGCAAAUUUAAUAAUGAAUUCUCCAAAGGAAUGGGAUGAAUGGAGUUAUAUUUGAAAGAAUUGGAAGAAAAGUAUUACAAUCUGCUUCUAAACUAUUUGUUUUAUUACAAUGACAUUUAUUUCUAUAAUUGGCCAAUUGAUGGAUCUUUCAGGUAUCCAGAAUUAUGUCUGCGUAAAAUAAAUUAUAGUUAUAUUAAGAGCCUUAAAGUGGGGAAAAAGGACUCUUUUGACUGCCUUAACAUAUGACAAGCUCUCUUUUCCAGACAUACUAAUUUCUUUAGGGUCUGUUAAAUAAGUAAUGCCUUAAGAGUGUGCUAAUGAUCUGAAGAGUAGAGCUUACAGGGUCUUCUAGAGCUUUUAAUUCUACAUAAUGAAUUUAAGUGUUAGGUAUUAUACCUGAUUGCACAUUAAUAAUUUGAAAUAAGAAAAGAAUAAUCUGGCUAUGCUGAUGUGUAAUAAGUACAUGGCUGCAACAUCAGUAUAUUUUAUGGUUGCUUAAGAUUUUGUAUUGUUUUGUAUAACCAGUUACCCAGAAGCUGGACUUCCUGGCCAUAAUAUGACCUCCAAGGACCAUGUUGCAUAUUUAACACUGGAUGAAAAGUUCAGUUGUAUAGCUCCAAAAAGAACUGCUUUUUAAGGGAAAUUUUUGAGGCAAAAGGCAAAUGUUUUGGUUCAAACCUAUGAGCAAAGUCAUUUAGAGAAUUGAAGAUAGUAUUAAAACCUUGAGACUCUUGCAAUAAAAAUAUCAGACCAGUGACUUGUUUCAUUGCAUUCUCAUUUUGCAUUUGCUUUGCCGUUCAAAGCAGAAAAAUCUUACAAAACCGAAAGAAUGCUUUAAAAUUGUCACGCUGGUGCUUAAAGAUCUAUUAUGCUUGAUGUAUAACUAACUUGUUUCCAAGAACGGAGCCUGGGGAAGGCUUAUAGGCCUUUCCUAGUACUUGUGAUUAUUGAUUGUCAAGUCUUCCAAGUUUGCAAUGUAAAUAAUGUGUAACAAUGUGACAUUGGUGUUUUCUAAUGAGGAGUGGAUGAAUGCUUCAGUUAUUACUUCUACUUCAUGAUAAAAGUUUUCACCAAUACUGAGAAAUCUUGAUUUUUGUAACCUUGCAAAAUAACCUAUUACAUACAAGUUGAUUGUCUCUUACCUGAAAUGCUUGGAGCCUCAAGUAUUUUAAGAUUCUUUUUUCCAAUUUUGGAAUCAUCUGCAGAUGUAUAAUGGAAUACCUGGGAUUUGCUGUAUGAGCCUUGUAUGUGUCAUGUGACAGAAAAUCAUGUUUUAAUGGACUUGCUUUGGCUGUGACUUUGCAAUUGGUCUAUGGAACUUUCCACGGGCAUUAUGUUAACACUCUCAAGUUUCCAGUUCUGGAGCUUUCUAAAAUUUUAUAUUUCCAAAUUGGGGAUGCUUAACUUGUAAGUCAUUCCAGAUGUGGAGUGGGCACUACACAAACUGUUUGUCACCAGUUUAUUGUAGAAAUCGAUAGGUGUACCAAAUAAAUUGUAUGCAUAUCAAA